Molecule: messenger RNA, 3669 nt
Organism: Centrocercus urophasianus (Greater sage-grouse)
Lineage: Eukaryota; Metazoa; Chordata; Aves; Galliformes; Phasianidae
Gene: RELL2
Product: RELT like 2
Exons: 6
Coding region: 27-1094 (355 amino acids)
Biological process (GO): positive regulation of cell-substrate adhesion; positive regulation of p38MAPK cascade
Source: RefSeq, a predicted model, not a curated record
GCGGAGCACCGCAGGCCCAGAUCCGUAUGUCCGACCAGAGCAGCAGUGAAGAUGGGGAGUCCGACUCCCAGCACAGCCUGUACAUGGUCUUCCUCCUUGUUUUGGUCUUCUUCAUCAUGGGGCUGGUAGGGUUCCUCAUCUGCCAUGUCCUGAAGAAGAAGGGCUACCGGUGCAGGACGUUCCGGGAUGAGCUCGACCCAGAUAAUAAGGACGUGCUGGCAGAACUCCAGGCCAAUGAAGAGGAGGAGCUGAAUGAGGACACCGUGGAGAAGAUCGUGAGAUGCAUCAUCCAGAAUGAAGCAAAUGCAGAAGCCCUCAAGGAGAUGCUGGGGGACAAUGACGGGGACAUAGCAGUGCCAAUGCCCAGCCUUUGUCCCCACCGUAACAGCCAGGAUGGAGGCCCCCCUCACCACCAUACAGUGCACCUGGGCUCCACGCAAGCCCCCUGCAUCCACUGCAGCAAAAGGAGGAGGCACCCACUGCACCGCCAGGGCCGGUCCAAGGAUGGCAAAGGCCGGAUGCACCCCGGAGAGACCACUGUCUUCUCAGUGGGCAGGUUCCGUGUCACGCACAUCGGGAAGAAGCCGGCUUUCCAUGAGCAGCAGGACGGCGCCCAGCCUGACGGCAGCAAGGAGCCAAGCACGGAGGAGCUGGAGCACAGCAGUGAGCGGUUCCAACGAGAGCAGGCUCACAAUGGGACUGUCCCCACGGGUAGCCUGGAGAAUGGGGCUGUGCAGGAGGGGACACAGGGUGGCAAGGGCACGGAGCAGAGCCGCACCGGCACCCCAGUGCCUGGCACUGCAGUGGGCAGCUCUCCUGGGAGCACCAGUCGGCAGCGGAGGCUGCUGAGCCGCCGGGUUCUGGGAGGGUCGAGUCCCAGCAUCCCAGGUCAGCUGGGGCAGGAGGAGGCCGGACUGGGGUCAGCAGAUGAGGUGUCGGAUAUUCACGGGAGCCUGAGCCUACACGAAGUGCCGGAUGAGGUGGGGAGAGAAGACAGCAGCAGGAGGCAGCCCGGAGCAGAGAACAUGGGGCAGCAGGUGGGUUCCUUCUCCUUCUUCUUGUCCCUGUGUGGUCUCCUGGGUUGGAGGGGCUGAGGGACCGUGGCAUGGCGUCCAACUGAGGUCCCAGGGUGCGUGGGUGCUGCCAAACAUGCAAUGGCAGAAUGUUUGGGGUUGGAAGGGACAUUUAAAGGUCACUGGGUUCACCCUCUGCCUGGGCAGAGAUAUCAGAUCAGAUUGCUCAAAACCCUGUCUAACCCAACUUAGAGCACUUCCCAUGAUGGGGCAUCCACAACUUCCCCAGGCAGCCUCUUCCAGCAUCUCACCACCCUAACAGUGACAAAUUUCUUUCCAUCUAGUCUAAACCUUUUCAGUUUGAAACUCUUAUUCCUUAUCCUGUCACUGCUGGCUCUGGUACAAAGCCUUUCUCCACUUUUUUUUUAUGAGCCCCUUUCUUUGUAGAAACACCACAGCAAGGUCUCCCUUGAGCUUCCUCUUCUCCAGCCCAAGCUUUUGGGGUGACUCCUACUGUAGAGACUGUAGAGGAGCUGGAUGUGGCAUGAGACCUCCUCAGUCCUGCUCACCCUGUUCCCACCCCAUUCCCUGACUGCAUAUUUCCAUCCCUUUGUUAAUAUAUGUGCCAGCAGGGCAGAGGGAUGGUCUUGUUCCACCCUCUGAGCCCUUCUCAGCAAUACCAACUGCUGGCCAGGGCAUGGUCCAAACGGAUGUGGCUUCUCCUUGGGACACACAAAAUCAUCAUGACACUGUUCCUACCCUGCUGGUUCCCACUCCCAAGGGAAGGCAGGGUGUUGUUGGUUUGCGGCAAAGACCCUGCUGCUUCCAGUCCGUUGUGCAAGGGAUGUGUUGGUCUCCUUCGUGAUUUGGUUCUUUGGGCACUUGCAUUGGGAUCAUCGUUCUUUGUCUCCCUGAUGAGGCCUUCUUUGCCUCUGCCCAUGGCUUAGCAUCCCCCAAACUGGUGGUCUUGGUGCACAGACCUCAUCAAUGCAACACACAGGUAGGGAAAGAUGCCCUGAAGUCCAGGAGGAAAUGAAUCCAACUAUUUGCAUCCUGGAUGUUUUCCCACUCUGGAGGACUGGUGCUCAGGGAGGGGAAGAGCACCUUGGUGUUUCCCAAUCAUCCCAACUUUAAUGAGCUCCAGGACAGCACUGGUGAAGAUGUGGGUGCCCCAGGCAACAAGAGGCAUUUGUUCCCUGCUGCUGCCUCAGGGUUCUUAGGAGCCAGAGAAUGAGGAAAUCAGAUGGUCUGGAGAAAGGCCGUAGUGUGCUUCAGUGCUGGGGUUAUCCCAGGGCUGGCAGCCUGCCUGGAGGAAGGAGGAUGGACAUGAAUGUGGACAGCCCAACAACAAAGCUGAUGGGCUGCAGCCCCUCUCCAGACUCCUAUAGGGACAUCACCAGGUUCUCCUUCCUCAGAUGGCCCACCAUGGUGGCAAUGACCACAGUCCCUCUGGUCUGUGUGGUCUUGUGCAGGGCAAACACGGGGAUGUGGUGAUUUCCUUCUGCUCAUCAGCUCCUCUGCAAUGCCAGACUUCUCCCUUUAGUUCUUUGAGGAGAGCUGGGAAAGGGGGACAAGAAGGGGGUUGCAUUCCCCAGCCCUACAGCUGUGGGAUGGCAUAAACCAUAGGGCAGGAGGAGCAUGCAUAGCCCUGGGCACAGCUACACAACCAGCCCUUGGGCUGUUCCACCAGGGAGAAUGGUGAUGGGACAUCCCUGAGAUGUUUGCCCCCCAAGCCCUGGAACCAGUCAGCAGCUACCCCAUCUCCUGGGUCCCUGCCAGGACCACCAUGAGGGUUGUGAGCUGCUGCCUGGCACGGCAUGGGGUACUGGGCUGUAAGUCAGUGGUGCUGACUCCACCCAGAAGGGUCACUGCUGUGGCCACGGGCUGCAUGAUGCCUGCAUCUCUCCUCCCUCCAUAGGAGCCCAGCGCUGUGGUGCACGACCGAGGAGCCACUGUGUGAUGUGAGUGCUCGUCUCCAGUCUUGGGGCCACAUCCAGGGGUGGGCAGGGGGGAAGCCACGGGCAGUGGGUCACAGCCCACCCUACCAGCUUUUGUCUGCGGACAACCCCUAUAGUUCUUCUGGGGGGUACCCAGGAUCAGGAGAUGCAGGUGGAAUGGGGCUGCUCCAGACGCACCAUAGCCAAGCACCAUUCCUGCUCUCUACCCACAGCUCCUCUCCACUCUUGGCCCUGGUGGCUGACAGCAGGCACAGGGCCCCCUUGGCCCCACACAGGGCUGGAGGCUCAGCUGUGGGGGGCAGCUGGCCCCAGCCCCAGCCCGGGCGAGCAACUUGGCAUGGCCAGAGCGACGCACGGACAUUACAGACCUCAUCCCAUCAGCAAUAGUUACCAAACUCCCCCCACGGCACUCACCACCCCGCUGCUGCCCAUGCCUCGCACCCCAAGGAAGGAUGCUGCAGGGGUGGGCAGGGGCACCGCCUUGAGCCCCCCAACCCUGAAUUCACUGCAGAUCACAGCCCCGGCGGUGCCACCGAGCACCAGCACAAUGCCCGUGGUGCCAAUGGGGAGGGACCACGCAGCCCCCGGGGGUGCUGAUGGAGACGAAGCCUCCUGCCCUGCCCCGCUGCAGGGUGAGCUUUGGUGUUGAACUGCACUGUAAAUAGAUGAGCUAAAACCAUUAAAGCUGCUGAACACGG